AUGUCGAAAGUAUUCACCGCAGCAGAUGUCGCCAAGCACGACCAGAAGGCGAAAGAACUCUACAUUAUUGUCGAUGGCACCGUGUAUGAUGUGACAAACUUCGUGGAUGAACAUCCCGGUGGCGCGAAGAUUUUGAAGAGAGUCGCGGGCAAAGACGCCAGUAAACAAUUUUGGAAGUAUCAUAACGAAUCAGUCCUCAAAAAAUACGCAGCGAAACUCAAGAUCGGCGAAGUCGGCGACAAAGCCAAGUUGUAG
Molecule: messenger RNA, 255 nt
Organism: Exophiala aquamarina CBS 119918
Lineage: Eukaryota; Fungi; Ascomycota; Eurotiomycetes; Chaetothyriales; Herpotrichiellaceae
Product: cytochrome b5
Exons: 2
Coding region: 1-255 (84 amino acids)
Cellular component (GO): membrane; intracellular membrane-bounded organelle
Molecular function (GO): heme binding
Source: RefSeq, a predicted model, not a curated record